CUAGUGCGUUGGAUGCGUCACGUUGCCCAAGGUCAUGACGCUGUGCCUCAGUUGAAAGGGUUUAGGACAAAGGCUUUUUUUUUCUCACUUUUUGUGUAGUCUAUUUGGGGACUUACCUGUGCAAUUUAAUAAAUAUGGAGACAUCGAAAUCAGAGGGCACAGUUACAUGAAUGUUUUCAAAAUGACAAGAAAAACAUUUUCAGGUAGAAAUGGAAUAGUGACAGCAAACGAUGUUAGUGAACCCUGACUACUGCAUUGAAUAUAACCUAGUGCAACUCAUCCCCGCCACGGCUCUGUAGCUGUUGUGAAACUUGCGCAGUCCAGGUUUCAUUGCGUCAGAAUCAACUUGAAAGAUUAAAAUAAAAGCACGGGGGUUACAUACCUGAAUUUCCAUACAUUUGCCGUUUGGCGUUUUCUCUCAAUUAAAAUAACAAUGAUUGGAUUCUUUUUUCUUACACAUCAUCAAAUAAAGAAAUGUACAAAAGUUUAUGUCAUUUCACUGCACCUGCAACCUUCCUGUGCUUCACUGCUAAGAGAGUGCGCCACGCACGUGACGAGCGCAUCCACCCGCGCACAAAGAAAGCGCUUAUCAGACCAGCGCACACUCUUAAAUAAUAAGACAUGCAAAUAAGAGCGCAAAGUCCGCUGCAGUGUGGACAGUGUGACGGCUGUGCGCGCGAGCAGUGCGCGUAACCGCUCCGCGCCGGUUGGGCUGGAGCGGUGAUUGUGGAGAAGACCCGAGAGUUUUGGUAAACCCGCAUCGUGGAUGAGGAACGCAAGUGAGAAGGGCCUGCUACGCGACUGUGCCAUCGGACUAUGCCUUACCCAGCUCUGGAGGAGAGCAACAGGCAAAGCAUAGGGCGGGAAAGCGCAAGGCGACAAGGAGAGGGGAGCAGGCGGGCGUCUCGUGUGCGCUCCGGAGAUGGAGAUGACAAAUCGCAGCCUGCACGGCGACUCCAAAGUCGACUGCGUGAGCUGCGAUGGCCUGAUCAGCCGAAACCGUGGGGACUCCGCAGACGUGUCGGUGCCACUGACACUCCCCGGGAAACGGACAACUCACAUGGAGGGAGACGACCUUUACAGACUCCGAGACAGAAAAUUAUUACUGGAGGAUAAAAAGCGUCUGUGCGCGUGGACUCUGGGCACCGCUCUCUUUGGGAUACUGCUCAUGAUAAUCCACGCAGAAAUAUGUCCCUAUGUUUACACUCCGCACAUGCCAGUUCCACAUGUGGAAAAAAGUUACGACACGUGCUGCAGAACAUCAGACCACAUCCAUGCUGUGAAGUCAGGGAUUGAUCAUGCUGUCAGAGAGUCUCACAUUUCUAAUGCACACCAGGGCUCAAACAUUGCAUUGAUCAUCAACUGCUCCAUCAGCCUGUCAACUGGGUGUCUUCUGAUCCUCAUUAUAGCUUUCCAUUAUAAGGACAUCCAGCUGUUCAUCAUUGACCACAACCAGGUGGACUGGCGUAUCGCCAUGACCAGCCACAGGAUUAUUGUCAUCACCCUGGAGCUGUUAGUUUGUGUUAUCCAUCCUGUUGGAUCAUACUGGGGGGUGGGCCUCCAUGUGAACUCCUCUUCCACCGUUCCCACUCCAUCUCCACUGUGUGUUUCCAGCCACCACGGCGAGACCCUGAUGGACAUGGAGCUGCUGUUAUCAGUGCUGAUGUUCCUCCGCUUGUACUUGGUGCACAGAGCCAUCUUGCUGCACAGCAAAGUGCUGCUGAGUGCCUCCUACAGGAGCAUAGGCUCACUCAACAAUAUCAACUUCACCUUUCGCUUUGUUCUCAAGGUACUGAUGAACAAACACCCAGCACGCAUGCUGCUAGUCUUCAUCCUGUUCUUCUGGCUCACUGUGUCCUGGAUGCUUACACUGUGUGAGAGGCAGACCAAAGAAUCAACAGGCCAUAUGGAUACAGCGCUGUGGCUCAUAGCCAUCACCUUCCUCACAGUUGGCUAUGGGGAUGUGGCACCCAAAACCAACUGUGGCAAGGCAGUGUGUCUCUUCACUGGAGUCAUGCUGAAAAGUGGAAAACAGGGUGUUGCCUGCACCGCCAUGCUGGUUGCAAUCGUUACAGAGAAGCUGGCGCUGAACAAAGGAGAGAAACAUGUGCACUUCUUCAUGAUGGAUAUCCAGAUUUCUAAAAGGAUUCGCCAUGCUGCUGCUAAUGUGCUAAGAGAAUGCUGGCUUCUUCAUCGUGCAAACGUGACAAAGGGCAACCGCGGUGAGCACAGAAAACACCAGAGAUGCCUUCUGGAAGCCAUCAGAGUAUUUCGGCAUUUACGCCUUAAACAAAGAAAACUAAGAGAUUACGUCAGUGAGAUGGUGGAUCUCCCAAAGAUGCAGAUGAUUAUGUGCGACCUCAGUGCCAACUGGAAUAACUCCUAUCGGGAGCUGGAGCAGCGAAUCCUCUCCAUGGAGCAGAAGCUGGACGAGCUGAGUCGCUGCUUCCAACAAACGUCUGAUCUGCUGUCUCAGGUUGUACGUCACCGCAACCCAGAGAUCAGGUGACACGACUGCACGCAGUUGUUAAAAACAGUCCGUAGUGUUUUCAUCUGAAGUAUCCACGAAUCCUCUCCAACCAGAGCUGCUUUAGACUCUUUAACAUGCUGAACCACUUGGAGGACUGGCAUACUCACUAAAGAUCAUCUUUUGGCCCCAUUCUGAGUGUACUGCACAGUGACUCACUGCUGUUAAAUUAUACAGAUAAAAUAAGACCUAAAUUCACUGCUGGGAAAUCCGAGUGCAUUUUCAGGAAAUCUGCUGGGUUUUCAAGCAAAAGGAUUGGUGACAGAGCCCAAGAACUAACCUGAUCUCAGUCAAGGACUGUGGAGGAUCCUUUAAUCUGCAAUAACAACAUAUCUGUAAACUUCUAUUUUCAAGAUAUUAUUGAUGCUCUACAUUCCUAGCUUAUUCCUGUGGAAUAAGCCAUUUUGCAUGUUUUAAUUUUUGCAGUAUUUCAGUGUUAAUCCAACCAUUUUCCAUCAUCUGAGACACACGGUGUCUCAAUAAUUCAUCACUGUUGUGCUCUCCUGUAGCCGUUUAAGUAAAUCUUGAAUGAAAAUGUGUUUAACGGUAAUAGACUUUGGUGAGUGAAGAGAAUGAAGUGAAUGUCAAAUUAAACUUGAUGAAAAGAAAGUUUUAUUGCAAACUCUAAGUCGAAGGGAUCCCAUGACUAUUAACUGAAACUUGCAGACUUGCGUCGGCCACAGUUUGACGGAA
Molecule: messenger RNA, 3220 nt
Organism: Haplochromis burtoni (Burton's mouthbrooder)
Lineage: Eukaryota; Metazoa; Chordata; Actinopteri; Cichliformes; Cichlidae
Gene: kcnn4
Product: potassium intermediate/small conductance calcium-activated channel, subfamily N, member 4
Exons: 11
Coding region: 923-2509 (528 amino acids)
Biological process (GO): potassium ion transmembrane transport
Cellular component (GO): neuronal cell body; neuron projection; plasma membrane
Molecular function (GO): calmodulin binding; intermediate conductance calcium-activated potassium channel activity; small conductance calcium-activated potassium channel activity
Source: RefSeq, a predicted model, not a curated record